Messenger RNA from Vollenhovia emeryi, 4243 nucleotides. RefSeq names its product octopamine receptor beta-3R-like. Gene Ontology annotation, cellular component: membrane. The transcript has 5 exons. Bases 1361 to 2638 code for a protein of 425 amino acids. The record is from RefSeq and is a predicted model, not a curated record. Gene Ontology annotation, biological process: adenylate cyclase-activating adrenergic receptor signaling pathway. Lineage: Eukaryota; Metazoa; Arthropoda; Insecta; Hymenoptera; Formicidae. Gene Ontology annotation, molecular function: octopamine receptor activity.
UACAGCGCAUAGAUCUAGCCACUUGAGAGUUUCGCAAAGUGCGAGUCUCUUUGUUUCUCUCUCUUUUUUUUUGGGUAACGUUAAGGAGGGUGGAUGCUGAGGUUAUAACUUAAUCAAGCUGUCACCCGCAAGUGUUGCCCGAGCAUGGGGCUAGUGAAUCAUUAAAAUCCGCGAGACCGUAUCCGCAAUAGCCGAUUCCUACUUUUCGAGACCGAAAUCUUUCUCGCGGAAAGUUAUUGAGUGUCAUCAAAAACCUCGAUAUGUUAUCGGAAAUGGUGCUAGAUCGAACGGCGAGGCUUAUUAAACUAUCAUGCGUGGCAAUCAAAAUGGAGUUUUAAUCCUCAUUAUAAAUCGGCAUUAUUCCUGCAAUUGAUUAAAAAUUCGCGCCUGGACCAACAAAUGCCAAUCAUGGAUAAAUUAAUAACAAUAAUCCGUGCGAAACUAUCGCGAGACAAUUUAGUGCGACUUAGACUAAAUUGUGCAGAAAAUGACGAAAUGUUUACAGGAAUGCUCAAAAGACUUAAGUUAGAAAUUGAGGAGGACGAGACUCAUCCUAGAAAAAAAUAUCCACAUUAAUUACAUAUAUGUGGACGACACUAUAUGUAUAAAGAAAUAUAUUUAAUAUAUACAUGUAUAAGAUCUUCGAAGAGUACAGUUAAGAACAACAAAGAUAGAAUAAAACUAAAGAAUAAAUCAAAAGAUAGAAAGGAAUUAAACAAUAUAUAUGUAUUAAAAGUAUAUGUACAUAUAUGUAUAUUUGAGUCACUUUUGGCAGAAGUGACAUACAGAAUGGUGCUAUGCAACAUAUUAUUUUCGCUAACAAAAACUUGUAGCAUCACAAUUGUGCAUUCGCUAUUGUACUAUAAAUAAACCGGAACUUGGACCACCGAUACAAAUCAAGAACGAAAAUCACAAUCACGCAUCUUGAAAUAAAAAAUAAUUUUCUCGAGAGAUUUUGAAGAAUACUGAAAUAUUUUUUCUAUUUUCAUUAUAACGCAACAAAAUAUCCAUCAAAAGCAUCUAUAAUUAAUUCAAGAAAUUUCAAAGAAUCUCGAAAUACUUGUUGCAUUAUCUAAUAAUACCGAAUAUCAGUCACCACAAUUACGUAAUUAAAUCAAAAUACGGAACAAGUUGGCGUACAUAUAAAUGAGUAUCACGAUGAUGCUUUUCUAAGGAGGGAUAAUCGAUCUCUCUCUAUUCGUGAUGAUGAAAAAGAAGAGUAAUUCAUCUGACUACGCCCUCUUUACCAUCGAUGGACUCUCGAACACCACGAGGUCCAAAAUGAGCGAGGGAUUGUCGAAGAGAAAUCGUUCUCCGUAACGUAAAUGGUGAACCGACCAACGACGCAUCCCCCGUCACCAUGUUGAACGUAAUGGCGGCGAUGUCGACGGGCCUACCUCAAGAAGAACCCACGUCUUCGUCAGUCCUCAUCAACAACACCAUUAUCGUCUCCAGCACGACAGCGACCACAACAACAGCCGUAAAUCUAACGUCGUCCGCGGAAAACCCGACGGUGGAAAAUCUCCCCGAGAAUGUGAACUUGCUGUUAAUGGUGAUCAAGGGUAUCAUUAUGGGUACCAUCAUAGUCACGGCGGUUCUGGGUAACAUGCUGGUGAUCGCCAGCGUGCGCAGGCAUCGCAGAUUACGAGUAGUCACCAACUGUUACGUCGUCAGUUUGGCAGCGGCCGAUCUCCUGGUGGCGAUGUGCGCCAUGACCUUCAACGCCUCGGUGGAGCUCUCGGGAGGAAAAUGGCUCUUCGGGACGGUCAUGUGCGAUCUGUGGAACUCGCUGGAUGUGUACUUUAGCACCGCUAGCAUCCUCCAUCUUUGUUGUAUCAGUGUGGACAGGUAUUACGCCAUAGUGAGUCCGCUUGAGUACACGGUGAUAAUGAAGCAAAGUACUGUGGGAUGUAUGCUGGGUAGCGCUUGGGCCCUGCCGGCGCUGAUAAGCUUCAUUCCAAUUUUCAUGGGGUGGUAUACAACAAAAGAACACCUGGAGUACAUGGUGAAGCACCCGCAGAGCUGCGAGUUUCGAGUGAAUUUACCGUACGCGCUUAUCAGUUCUUGCGUGUCCUUUUGGAUCCCAGGCCUAGUGAUGAUUAUCAUGUACUGCAAGAUAUACAAAGAGGCGAUUCGGCAACGAAAAGCGCUCAGCCGGACGUCCAGCAAUAUUGUUCUCAAUAGCGUGCACCAUCAUCGCUCAUCCCGGCACCAUCAUCAUCAACAGAUGUUGUUGCAGGCCGCUGCCGAUACCGGUGAGCUAGCUCUUCACACAGCACACUUCGCGGUGCCCACGGAGCUCCACGCCGUUAACGGUACUUCGAUACGACAGCAAACGAAAAGUUGGCGGGCCGAACACAAAGCUGCAAGAACACUUGGUAUAAUUAUGGGGGCGUUUCUUCUCUGUUGGUUGCCGUUCUUCAUCUGGUAUCUGACGACGUCAUUAUGCGGCGAGGCCUGUUAUUGCCCGGAUACGGUGGUAUCGGUACUUUUCUGGAUAGGUUACUUCAACAGCGCCCUGAAUCCACUCAUCUAUGCGUAUUUCAACCGCGACUUCCGUGACGCCUUCAAGGAUACCUUAAAGAGCGCCUUGCCCUGCUGCGCUGGCUGCUGGAAGACACCCUCGCAAUUCGUGUAGUUCGACACUGCUCCGAAAAAAAACCGCCCUCGAAAGGCGAGUUCAAAAUCCCUUUUUUUCUCGAUAGAUCCCCAACCAAAAUGAAACCGAGUCGCCUCGUUCCAGCGGUUUUUCGACGUCAAUCGACGCUACUCGCAAUUAACCCUUAUUGCCCGGAUAUAUUGACUUCGCACGUCGCUUAUUCGCGACUUGGUGCGUAGCGCACGAUGUUAAUACGUCGAUUGUCGAUCAUCAUGUAAUACGCACUUUUGUAGAUUACAUUCUUUCUCAUCAACCUGUGUAAUAAUCAACGUGUGUUUCAUUUCAAUAUAAAUAUGUUACAUAAAAAUGGUAUCGCUUAAAUGAUAUUUUAAAUAAUUAUUUAAAUAAAAAGGAAUAAAAUGUACACAACGAAUUUUAUGAACGAACAGGAUUAGACAUGUUCACCCUAGACAAAAUGUCUUAAGGCAGUUUUUUAAUAUACUUUUGUGAAAAUUUACGAUUUCGAAUGAUUUUCAAUUUUACGACUUACUUGUCCUUAUAAUUAAAUAUAACAAUAUUAAGAAAUAAAAAUGUCAGUAAUAUAUGUUACUUUUGGAUUAAAACAUACAUUUAAAUGGAAUGAAAAUUUGCGCUAAGUCUACUAAAGGGUUAAUCGCGAACUGGCGAUUUCUAAAGUAUGAGUUCCUAUCAAAUACUACCGCAGUCAUCUCGUUCGAGAGUGACGAUCGGCGGCGCGUAAUUGCCUUCCACAUAAUCACACCCCGAAAUACAUCCGGUAAUGUGUAAUCCUCGCUAAUCAUAUCGCCUCGGGAGGCGCGCGACAAAUGCUUUCGAGAGAUUCGAGAUCAAAAUUAAUGCUUUCCAAGAGCGAAGCCAUUAAAACGGGUAUUAUCGAAUAUAAUUGACGCUAUUACUGGACGAUUAUCAUUGAUAUGCUUCGAUCCGCCUGACGAUUGCGGGGCUGAAACCCGGAAUCUCCUUUCGGCGUCGACGACGAAAGGAAUCCACUGAAUAUAAAAUCAAAUAAUUUCAAGAAAUUCGAGGAUAUUUACAACAGCGGUUAUUAAUUUGCGAGUAUUCGCAGAAAAUUAAUGAAUGGGAAAAGGGACGGGCUACAUGCAAGUUUUCAGAUAUUAUACGCGGUAUAAUAAUUUUCUCCAUUCGAAAUGAAACUAUUAAAGUUCAUAUGAAAGUAAGAUAAGUGCAAGAACCACUAACAAUCAGCGUUCGCGCAAAGGGAUCGACGCCGAAAGUUACACAGAAUGCGGAUGUAUAUGUGGUAAGGCACACGAGGGGAUGGAGGAGGAGUUAAUCAGUGUUUAUUCUGUACAUACGUCGAGACGGUCGGCUAGCGCUAAUUAGAUGUAAUUAUUAGCGCACCGGUAUGCAAGGCUGUACCAUAUAGGUAUAUAACACGAGAUACUUAUUAACGUGGCGAGACCGUGUGUAACAUUAUCAUAAUCACGAAACAAUAACGUCGCGGUGGAUCAGCGCGCGGGAUAAGGAGACACCCAUCGCGUGCGCUAUUUUGCCUGUAUAAAAUGUACUAUAAUAGCAAUAACCAGAGGCGGAUUGUAAAUAUAUAAUAACGGAUGCGUGAGUGGCUCGUUGUUUUUGUAAGUA